GGGUUUGGUAGCGUUGCCGUGUGCUGUGUGAUCUGCGCGCUGCGUGUAUGGAGGAAGCAGCUGCUGAUCUGAUCUCUGACAUUGUGUGAGACAGACAUCUGAAUAAACUGCGCACAGACGUGUCUUUAAACAUACCGCACCGAGGCACGCCGUGCAUGAUUACCUCUUUGAUUUAAUGGGUCCAAUCAUUGGGAUGUCGCCAGAUAAGAAAACGGAAAUUCCGGGUAUGCAAGAGGAGCGGACAGGGCUCAGAGGUGUUUGUGGUAUGGGAACACUGCCUGAGGCGGAGUGUGCGUCCAGUCCGCUGGCGACCAGCGUGGAUCGUACUGGAGGUACGGAGGAUGAGGAGCUCACCAACCUCAACUGGCUGCACGAGAACCUGCUUCAGAACUUCACUCUGGGAGGUCCAGAAGCUCAGCCCAGCGCCAGUCCCCUCUUUGACAUAGAGGGAGACUACGGGUCCAACCAGGGCCCGUCAUCCUCCUCCUCAUCUUCGUCACACAGCAGAGGCAGGGAGCGGGACUCGUUGAAGUCUAAGCCCCCUUUCUCGUUUUCUCUCCUCAUCUACAUGGCCAUUGAGCAGUCUCCCAGCAAAUCUCUGCCUGUUAAAGAAAUCUAUGGCUGGAUUCUGGAGCACUUCCCUUAUUUCUCCAACGCUCCCACUGGCUGGAAGAACUCAGUUCGUCACAACUUGUCCCUGAACAAAUGCUUCCGCAAGGUCGAAAGGAGUUUGGGAAAGGCCAAUGGAAAAGGUUCUCUCUGGUGUGUUGACCCCGAGUACCGCCCCAACCUGAUUCAAGCCCUUAAGAAGCAGCACUUCCCUGCCGCACAUGCCUUCUGCACACCACCCGCCUCCCCACCCAGUGCCUCCUCACCUCCUCGCCAUCUCUUUCUACAAGGCUGCUCAUUCAAAGAGUCUGACAUUGAUGCUGCCACUGCCAUGAUGCUCUUAAACUCUGCCCCCGGGCACCACGUUGACCCAUGCAACUCAGACAGCCCACUGGACCUCUCCCGACCCGACUCUGUCCUGGUGAGCAGUGAUCCAAAGCAGGACCACAACUACAGCAGUGUAGCCCUGCAGCGCUGCUCCUCCCGUUCCUCCUCCUCGUCUCUUUCCUCCCUGGACGAAGGAGGCUGCGACCGUAGGCAGUCCCACCGUGCCGGCAGCGAGGGCUUCCACAGUGACGAGGACUCCGACCUCUGGGACGAGAGGGGUGUCCACCAGACUUCUCGACGUCCUCCCGCCAUCAAGUGGCCCACCGGUAAGAGGCCACGGCGUGAGGUCAAGCCAGAGCUGGAUGAGGAGCUGAAGGAAGCCGCUGGGUCCUUGCUGCACCUCGCUGGUAUACGCAGCUGCAUGGAGGGCUCCAAACGCACUGUCAAGAGCACAAAACUUAACAGGAAAUGAAGAUUUUUUUUUUCCCCCAUCAGACUCCGGACCCUGUGAACCCUAACCUCUGACCCCUGAUCGUGUGUCCCAGUGUGCCUCCUUCUCCUUGAUCGUUCAUUGGCCAUUUUGAGCCUUUUUUUUGUUUGGGAAUAUCCCUGUCCAACAAAACAAAUGGCAAUAGUAUCGUUCACACAGGAGAACAAAGCCAUAUAGAGACUUUUGUAACUCUGGGGUAAUUGCUGGGGGUGGGUGUUAUGGGCUAUGGAGAACCAUCAAGAAACCUAUCCAAAAUGACCUGCCUGCUUCUGUUGGAUUAGAAGAUUGUGAUUCAAGAAUUUUUCUCUGAAAGACAAAAUGGGAAAAGCUGAAGGUUUUAUAACUCAAAGCGUUGCAUGCUUCCUCCUCAAACCUGUAUCCUCUUCCAAGUGAAUCUAUUUAUGAAGCGAAUGAGUGCAUGUUUGUAACAGACAAAAUCUAACCUCCUGGUGUUAUCAGUUUCUCCUUUUCGUGCUAAAGACAAAAAAAUGCCACUGUUUUGAAAGGAAUUCUUGCUCUAUGAAUCCUCUUGUAAGAGAGAUGCAAUAAUUAAUCCACAACCUUAACUUUUUUGACAUUAUUUCAUGGUGGUAUUUUUCAGAGUUGAGUAUGCUAGUUAAACUUUACAAUUAAGAGAAUGAAUGGGGUAGUACUAUGAUCUUGUUAUGCGAUAAACUUAUUACACAUGAGCUCUAGCUCUAUUUCAGGAUAAGCAAGAUGUUGAAAUAGUAUUACUCUGCCACUGCCAAAUUUGGUUGCAAAGUUAGCUAUACUACUUCGCUCAGUUUUGUGCGGCCAUUACAGUGCUAUACAAAUGAAAAUUGUUUUCAUUUUUUUGCAAAUCCACUGCUCACCCUGUCAAUCCCUUUCAUUCAUCAGUGUGUUUUUGACAUUUAUGUGCAGACAGAACAUUUAUUCACUUGUUUGGUGACAGCCUAUGCAAAGUGAACAUCUGCCGUGUAUUGCCAGAUGUUCAUUGUGUGUUCAUAGGUUAUCCUUCAUAGAUUUGAUUUGAUUUUUGUGUGUGUAUCAUGGUGCAUGUUGACUUCAGCCUGAACCUGAGAUGAGGGUCAUGACGGAAAAGAGUUUGAAAUGGUCAAACACUUUUCUUUUACUGACAAAGUAGUCAUACUGCUCCAAUGAAUGUGAUUGGUGUAAUGGCAGAUCUCCUCGCUACAGCUGUAUUGUAGGGCUGCUUGGUACUCUGCGUGCUUCUGGUCCUUUUGAAUGCAGAGCUGGUUAAUAGAAAUCGGGGGGACAGAAAAUUACCACAGCUUCUUGCUCCAUUAUUUGGGUUUGCAGUUUGAUUAUAUCCCCCUGUGUUCUCCUUGUUUUUUGAACCAUGUACUUUAGAUAAUUACAAAAUUAUACAGCAGAUUUUCUGUUUGCUGAUCCUGUGGCUAAAUUAAUUCACAACUUGAGGGAAGGUACAGAGUAUAGAGCCUAUUCAAAAGAACAAGAAGGGGACAAUACAGUCAUCGCUGGAGAGAACUGGACUUUGUAUGUGCAGUCGCUCACAGGUGAGAUGUUGAAGACCUGUGCUGCCCUCGUGUUGUGCCCUCAGUUCUGUCUGGCCUCCAGUGUUUCAUCCUUGCUCUUCCUCCUAGAACAAAAUAAGGAAGUGCAUGCUUCUCAAGCUGUGAAAUGGAGUGUUUAUUGUCAGUUGAUUGCAUGCAGUUUACAGAGGGGAAGUUGCGAGCCACUUGUGUAAAAGGCCUCAAUUCUCAUUUGAGCUUUUAAAAAGGCUGUAUACUCGCAGCAUACAAUACAAGGUGGCAUGGAAGCGCACAAGCUGAAAUUUAGAUUGUUUUUUCCCACAGUACUAAAUCACAUUGUGUCACAGUUAGUAUAGCAUGCAUGGUCAGUGCCAAACAUUUUCUUGUGCCACUGAUGUAAAACUGCAAAGGGCCAUGGACACUAUAUUCCCCUGCUGCCACAAUGUAGUUGUGAUUUAGAGUAACAAUGCCCUAGUUUUCUGAAUCAUCCGAACAGGAAAUGGGAGAGGAAUCUGGUCAGUGCAGUGACUUAACCAAUCUUUUGGUUUAUUUUUGUCGCUUUAGAGUGGGAACUGUUCUUAGCAGAGUACGCUGCAGUUCUCAGAAGUAAUACUUGCAUACACUGGUCUUGUUUAGCUGUGAAAAAAGAACUAAUUAUUGUUCAUUAAUCAUCACCUUAUUUAUGACAUUAAUUUAUGGGAUUAUUGAAUGCAUACUCUAUCAAACACUGGUCAUUUGAAACAAAUGACUAGGCACAUUAAUUUUUCUCCCUCUGUGAACUCCUCUUAAUAAGUAUUUUGUUUUUCUCUUUGUUUUAUUUUACAGCAAUACACCUUUUUUUCUUUCACUAUGUUAUAGUGAUUAAGUAUUUUGCCAAUGUCUAUUGUCUUUAGAGCGGACGUUUUUUUGUUUGUUUUUUUCAAUUUAACCAUGACUGCCAGGUUUUCUUGAUGUUUUGUUUUGCUUUGUGUUAUGCUGGAUAGAAGACAGUUAAUUAACAUUGAUCCUGAAACCUUUUGUUGCCAAAAUUGAUGUACAGCUGGGGUAUAAAAUUUAAGAUGGACACAUUCCCCAAAUGCUGUAGAAGUUCUUUAAAGAUGAUUGAAUCAUUUUUGCAUUCGUCUCAUGUUUAUGUUUAGAUAUUAUGACUAGGUAGUCACAAAUUGAAGAUUAGCUCUCGAUCUCAUCACUCAUUUGAAAAACAAAUUACUGCCACUCAUUACUCAUGCUUCCAGGUAUUGUUACGGGAUGUUGAAAUGUUUUCACUGAAAACUGGAUCAGACUAAUUCAGUCCCCCAGGCUGCUGCUGUGUAGUUUCAGACCUACAUUUAAGUAUACGGACAAAUGCAGAGAAAUUAUGGAGAGACUUGUAGAGGAAAAUGUCACUCAUUCUUUCUGUAGCACUUGCAAAAGAAAUGUUAUGUUGGUCUCAAAGUGACACUGAGCCAGUGAGUUGAUCUGUGGAUGAGCUACCGAAACGUUUUGGGGUCCAACUUACCCAACACAAAACCCAGUUGCUUCAUUGCUCAACAGCUGUUCUUGAAUAUUAAUUAUGUGAUUCUCCAACCCAGUAUCAGUUUGUGUCAGUUAUCUGCCAUGUCUAUUGGACCGACACACCUUUUGGUUUUUGUAUGCUAACCUCUGUUGAUAAAAUGUUUAUAAGAUUUAUUUUCGCCAAAGAUAUGCAAUUGCAUUAUAUAUGGUAUUACAAAAUAUUAAUAAAAACCUGUUCUUGUUA
Molecule: messenger RNA, 4660 nt
Organism: Siniperca chuatsi (mandarin fish)
Lineage: Eukaryota; Metazoa; Chordata; Actinopteri; Centrarchiformes; Sinipercidae
Gene: foxn2a
Product: forkhead box N2a
Exons: 6
Coding region: 176-1408 (410 amino acids)
Biological process (GO): regulation of DNA-templated transcription
Cellular component (GO): nucleus
Molecular function (GO): cis-regulatory region sequence-specific DNA binding; DNA-binding transcription factor activity
Source: RefSeq, a predicted model, not a curated record